CAGACCCUCCAUGGCAUCAAUUCAAGAAUCCUGGACCACGCGAUGUAGCUGUUGCUGGAUGGAUCUACAUGUAAUUGCUUUACUCCCAUUCUCCUUCUCCUCCGCCAUCUGGUUGUCUCGUCCUCCUCGCUUGACCGUGUCCAUCGGCACGAGAACGAUCUGCAGUCCGAGCAGAGCAUCAAUUUCUGGCCGCUCUUUGCUGAGGUCCUGAGCCAGCAUCUUAUCCCCUCCAUUGACACUCUUCUGUGCACAUACUUUGCUGUAUUCUACUUAAUUCUUUCACUUAAUCCUUUCCGUCGUGACGCGACUCCCGCCUGCGAAAAUUCUAAGCCUGUCAGUAACAUAAGUCAUGGACAAGUCCAACGCAGGUGAAGUCAUUGAGUAACACAGAAUCCUCGGUCAUCCUCCACGCCUUCGGAUGCCCUUCGUUACGCAUUGAGCUGGGACACAAGCCGUGCAAGCUUUUCCCAGUCCGCAACGCCAACACAGUGAGAAGAGAGAUGGUGAUGUACCAAAGAUGAGCAAGAGGUGGAAGAGCAUAUACUGUGCUUGGGCAGAACAUCCUUGAGGUCCUGUUCCGACCGAUCCAGACGCUCGCCGAGAGCAGUCUUGGAAGAUGUCCAUCGACAAAGACAGCCAUGGCGGCGAGACACUCGUACGUCCUCCAACCCACCCGGUACCGCAGCUCCAGAAGCCGUUCGAGGAGUCAAUGGUGGAGUCGGUCGACGACCAAACAGACCAAGAGGUCCCCAUGGACGCCAUGACCCGAAGGACCAUACUGCUCGAAGCGCCAACCUACGAAAGAGUCAUUGCAGGAAGAUGGAGGCAGAAGCGAGGAGAGAAUUAUCACCCGCUCUGGAAAUUGGUGGCCCAAAUGUCCUUCGGAAUGCAUCUGUUGGCAGAAGGUAUGGCCAUAUCGGAAGAAGAAGUCAUGCGGAUACUGCAGUCUCACGUCGAUGACAUUGAUGGCUUUUUGGAACGCACCACGGAAGACUUUGAACUCGCACAGAGCGACAUCCACGAACGAAUACGCUGUCUCAAACUUCCUCUGGCCCAUGGAGAAGUCUUCGAUCGCAUGUUGGAGGAUCGUGCGUUUCGAGCAUCAAUCUUGGAUGGCAAUGAGAAGAUCGACCACGUGGUUAGCCGGACGAAGAAGGCAGCAAGAGACGCUCUUAAGGACGUCCAGAAAGGUUUCGAUGCGACGAACGUCCUCGAGAAAUAUCUUUCGAAGCUCAAUUCGACGUGGAAAAGAGUGUCUCCCGAACACGAGGCUGUUCUCGUCGCCAUGUUAGGUAACGCAGAAGGAUGGCGUCGUGCUUUCCUCGAAUUGCAUCUCCAAGGCAACAAAUUGGCCGGUUCACUAAAAAAGCUUGCCGAAGUUGUUGCAGAGAUGCAACGGAGGGCGGCGGCUGUGAGUAGAAAUCUUGUGGCCCGAACCCAGAAAUCAAGACAUAUCAGCACGCAAAAGAGCAAUCACGUACCUUCACAGUUGGGCUCUAUUGCACACCAGAAGCCUCUGCCGACAGAGCCCGGACGGAAGCAUUCGUCAAAGAACUCGUCUCAUAGCACUCUGUUGACGGGUCUCUCCAGCCGUCCAGACAGUGGCCACAAGUCAAGUCAAGGAUUCACUUCACAUUCUUCUGCUGGUCAUCCCACACGUCCUUCGACAGCCUCGAAGAAUUUUGCCAGGUCAGAGCUCAAGCAGCAGUCUCAAUCUUCUGCCGCCAAAGCCUUUGAGGAGUCUCGAUCACAGCAGGACAGCGGAGCUGCACACGGUCUAUGCGAGGUGCUCAAUCAGGCAGCCCAUAUCAACCCAAUUGAGCUUCCAGCGGAUAUCCCAGAGGGGCUGCUCCGGCAAGCCCCUGUAUCAAUCAAGAACCGCCUGAGUAUGACGCUGGGUCUGAAGCCAAAGGACUAUUCGGAUCAUCGAGUCUCCAGCCUCUAUUAUCCGAGAGCAUUGGGUGAUCUCCUGAAAUCCCCGCAAAUGUCCGAUCUUUUGUUGACGCCGCCGUCCAUGACAGCAAAGGGCACGCCGGUGCACGCGGUCAGCUCCCCUGCAGCCACAUCUCAUGCUGAGACGGAUUAUUUUUCGUCUCGCGAGAGGAGUCCUUCAAUCGGCGUGGUUACGCCGGAUACAGACAGCAAGAAGGGGAUGCCCUCCAGCAAGACAUCACCCAGAGCCGCAAAAUCUUCGACUCCUAACUCGGUCGUCGGGUCGGCAGCCGGAAUUCGUCGAUCCUCAAUACCAAAUCUAGCAUUCACCUCACAUACUUCUGUAAUGGCGAUGGCCUCUCCUCCUGCCGAGCUCCCCACUGAAUUGCCAGAAGACGAUCGAGCUUCCACCUCAAAGCCGAGGAAUCGCUCGCAAUCGCAACCGUCAAGUUUCGGUGAACCUGGCCCUGAAUUGACAGACGGUGCGACCAAUAGGUCAAGGUCAGUAUCUGAUCCAAUGCUACUCGUCGACACAUCGAUCAUUACUGUCUCCGUUGUCCCAGCUUCUGCGGAAGAAGAAACCUUCGCGGGGGCAGGGCAAAACAUCGGGGAAAGUCAACAAGCAAAACAAGAACAACUGGUUCAGGAGCCCAAGAUGGAGGCCGAUGGCUCGAGUCUUGGAUGUGGAGAGUCCAAGAUCGAAAAUAAGGCAGACAAAUCGAUAAGGGCCGACACGGAAGAACGCCAUCAGGAUCGACUGGGCAAGCCCACCAAUGAGCACAAGGAUACCUCAAGCACUCAGAUACACUUCGUAGCGGAACUGGAAGCGAUUGUGCCCGAAACCCUGAAUCCAUCGCCUCGCAAAGAGUUCGGUCCUGCUGAGUUGGAAGCACCUCAACAAACAUUCAGAUUGCCCCCGAGACCAAUCGAAGUCAUGAAGGACUCGGAAAGAGAAGCCUCCCGUGCUAGCAUACAUCAGCUGGACGACUUCUUCAAGUUACCAACCGAAAUGACGGUCAAGCCGGGCAUGAAGCCAAAGGACUUUGGCAUGUCAAAUGCCCACGAAUCGAUCCGGCCUUUGAGAUUGAAGCUAACGAACAAAGACGGGAAGUUUGUGCCUGUACAGGUUGACAGUGGGGAUUUGCACAGUCCAGCUUCUAAUCCUCGGCUCGGCGCCGUUGCAGAUAUCAUCAACACAAUGUCCGACACGCCUCCGGGCUCACCUAUUCAUGCCAGGUCUAAUUCUUGGGCAUCCGCCAGUUCGGCGCAGCGAUGGUCAUACAGCUCGUCACGGCCUUUAGGACCACCUGGGCAGGCGCGGCCACCUCCUGCGCCCGGAGGGAGACCUAUGGUCAACCCCGAUUUCGCGACCGCAGGGGCGUUCGAAGGCGAACGCAAGCAGAAGAAGAAAAGCGCCAUUGGAAGCAAAAGUGGGUGGAAGACCUUCUUCAGUGGCGGCGGUACGGGUGCUUUUGAACGACCCGAAUUGUUGAUAACAACGAUGACACGGUCUGCUGAGACUCCCAGCAGACCUCGGCCAAGUUCACAAGCUGCCCUUCGCAGUCCUGAUAUGUUGACGACAUCGGGAAAGGACGUGCUCUGGUUCAAAGGGAACAUGAAGAAAAAGAAGCGAAGGGGAGUUUCAUCGGCGUAAGAGUUUGAGAUGCAGCAUGUUAUGAUACCUAUUUAAUUCCAUGUGUACGGAGUAUAUUGGGUUCAAUGUUGAGACCAUUUGUCACGUCUUAAAGACGAGUGCGG
Messenger RNA from Exophiala xenobiotica, 3690 nucleotides. RefSeq lists its product as uncharacterized. The coding region runs from base 617 to 3586 and encodes 989 amino acids. Lineage: Eukaryota; Fungi; Ascomycota; Eurotiomycetes; Chaetothyriales; Herpotrichiellaceae. The transcript has 2 exons. The record is from RefSeq and is a predicted model, not a curated record.